This is a messenger RNA of Sebastes umbrosus (honeycomb rockfish), 1958 nucleotides long. RefSeq names its product phospholipid phosphatase 1-like. The transcript has 6 exons. The record is from RefSeq and is a predicted model, not a curated record. Bases 351 to 1259 code for a protein of 302 amino acids. Gene Ontology annotation, biological process: signal transduction; phospholipid metabolic process; phospholipid dephosphorylation. NCBI's taxonomy places the organism in Eukaryota, Metazoa, Chordata, Actinopteri, Perciformes, Sebastidae. Gene Ontology annotation, molecular function: phosphatidate phosphatase activity.
UCAUUAAAUCGCAACGCGAGAGGAGCGCUCCUGCCUCUCAGGUAAUGUGUCUCACAUGAGGAGGACAGAGGACAGAGGAUAGAUGAUUAUGAGCUGAAGACAUCGUGCUGCUGCUGUUAUGGUUUGUGAGCAGUUGAGAGGGUGAGCGGCUGUGUGUCCUGGUGUUAGAUUAGAGUUAGACUUUAGUUAUCUGUUAUUAUCUAGUCUAUACAUAGAUAUAUAUUUAUAUAUAUAAUCUCCCGGUAUAGUUUCUGGGACAGUCCUGGAGUUUGGUGGUAGUAGCACAAUGACACUGUUUUAAUUGUGUGCUGGAGUAUAUAGAGAGACGUGCGGCAGAUAGGCUGCGUCUCAUGGACAGGACAUUCUAUACAGAGACAGACACCAGAAGAAGAAGAAGGACACGCAACAUGUUUGAAGCUGCAGGGAUCCCUCUCAUCGGGCUGGACAUAAUCUGUCUCAUCCUCGUUGGACUUCCAUUUUUUAUCCUCACCCCUCAACACAACCCGUUCAAACGGGGUUUCUUCUGCAGCGAUGAGUCCAUCAGAUACCCCCUCAAAGAGGACACCAUAUCCUACCAGCUGCUGGGAGGAGUCAUGAUCCCCUUCACACUGAUCGUGAUUGUCUGCGGCGAGAGCCUUUCUGUUUACUUGUCUCGCAUCCAGAACCAGUCUAUGGGGACCAAGUACGUGGCGUGUGUCUACAAGGCUGUGGGCAGCUAUGUGUUCGGAGCUGCUGCUAGCCAGUCUCUGACUGACAUAGCCAAGUACUCCAUCGGCCGUCUGCGGCCCAACUUCCUGGCUGUAUGCCAACCAGUCUGGGGUAGCAUCAACUGCAAAACUGGCGGAUACAUCGAGAACUUCACCUGCACUGGAGAGAAGUUUCUGGUAGAUGAGGCCAGACUGUCCUUCUACUCUGGUCAUUCAUCCUUCUCCAUGUACUGCAUGCUGUUCCUUGUACUGUACAUUCAAGCUAGACUGAGGUCAGAAUGGUCGAGGCUUCUCCGUCCCACCAUCCAGUUCUUCCUGAUUGCCACUGCUGUGUAUGUGGGUCUGUCCCGGGUGUCUGACUACAAACAUCACUGGAGUGAUGUGCUCACUGGCCUCCUGCAAGGAGGCUUAGUGGCUACUCUCACAGUGUUCUGUGUGUCCAAUUUCUUUGAACAGCCAGUGGACCCCGUAGUGUCACAGGAGGAAGACAGCUCACACACCAGUUUACAGGAACACCCUUCCAAUGGGAACCACUAUGGCAGCACUGAGUGAAUCCAAGGCCUCAAAGACUCUACUAUAGGGCCUUUAUCAAUGAACUGCAGGUGUUUUGUAUUAACUGCUGGCUGUUUCUGUGCGUUUCUUCAACUCAGUUUGCCCGGUGGAGUCGACGCCGCUGCCUUUAGCUGCUACCUUCGGUGUGGUCGGUAAACUUUGAUUAAAGGAAGAAAAGUGCACUACAGAAGACAGUUCUUGCACUUUACUGAGAUAUAAAGAAGCAGAACUUUCUGUGAGAGGUUUGGGGUAAAUCCAAGAAAAUACAGCAUGUUGGGUUUACCUUAGAAAAAGUUUUUUUUUACAGUGUGAGCUGAACUGGUGUAUAUUGGUCGGAUGUUGCCAUCAUGAAUGAAUGAAAUUCCUUUUGCCCAGAAUAUAAUGAGCGUCUGUGUGCGCACUGCAAGCAGGCUUGUAGAGAGAGCCUGGCACCUGUGAAUAAGAAAACCUGGACUGUCGACUUCAAAUGGAGACUGAACUCAGAAAUAAUAUAUUUGAUGUUGAUGUUUUUGCAGCCUGCUGUUAUUUCCCUUCCCUCAUGUUAUUCCAUGUAUGACAUUUCUUUUCUUUUUUUUUACAAUUUGUAUGAAGCUCUAUGUUUUUGUCGAUGCAGAAGCUUUAAACAGUAUUGUUUAGAGCAGUACUGGGAAAAGGUGUGUGACAAAUAAAGAGAGCUCUGUUUUGCUACUUUGUUACAAA